Messenger RNA from Thermothielavioides terrestris NRRL 8126, 3570 nucleotides. RefSeq lists its product as uncharacterized. The coding region runs from base 100 to 3486 and encodes 1128 amino acids. The record is from RefSeq and is a predicted model, not a curated record. Gene Ontology annotation, biological process: rRNA processing; tRNA export from nucleus. The transcript has 2 exons. Gene Ontology annotation, cellular component: UTP-C complex; CURI complex; small-subunit processome. Lineage: Eukaryota; Fungi; Ascomycota; Sordariomycetes; Sordariales; Chaetomiaceae.
ACCGAGAUGGACGAGAUGCAUGCCACUUGGAGUUGUUAAACGGAGCAACCAAGACCCUUAGGCGCCUCAGCGUCCAAGAUCCUCGACUUGCUCGCAACGAUGGAGCCGGCCCCAGCCAAGCGACGUAAACUCGGCCACGGCCCGGAGGGUGCUGAGGCUGCCCUGGAGUCGGCGGCGUCGACGGGUAUCUCCAGAUCGCGGGCAUUCGUGCUCGAGGCCGAAGAGCUGCUCGACUCUGUUCGCCUAGACCAUGCGACUGCUCUCGACGGCGCCGACGCCCUGCUGCACCGCAUAAAAGAGGCGAUCGAGGCAAUCAAACCCCACGAGCCCCGUCCGAUUGCUGAGGCCGCAGCGAAACUGGAGAAGAAACACAAAAUCAAGGUCCCCUUCCCCGACCCGCCGCCACCCGAGAACUCCAACUACAAGGUUGCUUUCGAGAAGCCUGCGCAAUUCAACGUCGUUGGCAGCUAUGUCUCGAAGACGAUGGUCAGGACUCAGAAGGACCACGCUAUCGAUAUGGUCGUCGUCCUUCCCGAAGGCAUCCUGCAGGAGAAGGACUAUCUUGAUCUGCGCUACUUCUACAAGAGGGCUUACUACCUGGCGGUCGUUGCAUCUGCCCUGCGCAAGGUGUUCGACAGCGAGAGCACGCUCUCCUUCGAGCGUCUGAACGGCAACCCCCUCUGCCCCGUCCUCGCUUUCCGGCCGAAGGCUUCCAAAGACAAGGAUUCAGAAAAUCCCGAAGACAAGAGGGUGUUGGACUACAGAAUACGAAUCAUCCCGUGCGCACCAGAUGGCUUCUUCCCGAAGAACAAGCUCCACUUGGGAGCGCCGCUGGUUCGCAAGAGCCAGGCUGAGCAUUCCGACACGCCGCCUCACCCUACACCGUUCUACAACUCGACCCUUGUCGCUGAGAGCUGCUUCCUCCCUUACCUCAAGGUUUUGCGGAAGGCCGAGAAGAAGUGUGCAGCGUUCAAGAAUGCCUGCAUGCUGGGGCGUAUCUGGCUGCAGCAGAGAGGUUUUGGAGGGGACAUCUCGCAAGGCGGAUUCGGACAUUUUGAGUGGGCGGUGCUUCUAGCCCUGCUCCUCCAGGGAGGCGAGAGCAAGGGGCACGCUGCGCUGUCUGCCUCACUCAGCAGCACCCAGCUGUUCAAGGCGCUCAUCCAGUUCUUGUCGGUGACCAAUUUCGCCGAGGAGCCGUGUGUCUUCGGACCAGGGAACGGACCAGGGAAAUCAGAGUUGGCGUCGCAUCUCGAAUCGGGCCCUAUCCUCUAUGAUUCUGCUCAACAGUUAAAUAUUGCCUUCAAGAUGGGGCCCUGGUCCGCCGCCUUGCUUCACCAACACGCGAAAUGGACGCGGAGCCUCCUGGCUGACAGCGCGGCCGACCAGUUCAACCCAACCUUCAUUCUCAAGUCCGAUUUCCCGUCAGUUAGCUUCGACUUGUUUGCCCGCUUGAAGUUCGACAGGGCGUCGGUCGAGGCAGGCGCAGAUUUCCGGGGGCCGGCAUGGCGGCUUGGCAGCGAGGUCUACCGGAUCCUGAAGAGAGCCCUGGCGGACAAGGAGAUGGGGGAGAGGGCUCGCUUGAUUCACCUCCAAGCCCCGGCUUGCCCUCCCUGGCCACUUGCCGAGGCCCCGGAUACACAAGGGACAUCGCCCUUAGAGAUUGGUGUCCUUUUCGACCCCGCAAACAUGGCGCGGACUGUCGACCGCGGCCCAUCUGCUGGGCCGAGCGCUCAGGAAAAGGAGAAAUGUGAGGAGUUCCGCAGAUUUUGGGGUGACAAGGCGGAGCUCAGACGAUUCGAGCGUGACACGAUCCGAGAAACGCUGAUCUGGACUUCCACGACGCCCUUUGAUCUGUGCGAGGAGAUCGUGCGAUAUGUCAUCAGACGUCACCUGCGGAUCGGGCAUCUCCACGACGAGAUCACCGUCUAUGGCAACAGUCUUCCUGACCUACUGUCCCUCAAGCCCGCCGAUACCGCCUUGUUCAAUGUCGCGAAGAAGGCAUUUGGCGCUUUCGAGCGCGAUGUCCGGGAUCUGGAUGACUUACCGCUGCGUGUCAGGCAAAUCGCGCCCAUCUGCCCCGAGCUGCGGUAUGCUUCGGUCAAGCCUCCUACAUUUGGGUCGGAGAAGUCCGGACCGCGACCGCUUGAGUGCGUCAUAUCGUUCGAAGCAUCAGGAAAGUGGCCCGAAAGCCUCGUCGCCAUCCAGCGGACAAAGAUCGCUUUUCUCUCCAUGAUCGGCAGUCUGCUGGAGUCGAGCAAGCCUGGCGAAGCCAAGACUCACAUCGGUCUUGAGAAUUCCAAGUUCGAAACCGAAAAUCUUGCCUUCCUUGAUGUUGUCUACGAGUCUGGCACUUCAUUCCGCCUGCGUAUCCAGAGCGAUCUCGAGGAGUCGCUCUUGGAACGCCAAGUCAAGGACAAGACUUUGGAGCAGUAUCUGCGCCAGCGCGCCACGACCCAGCUCGCAACCUUCAGACGACUAUUCACCAACCUGCCUUUACACAACCAGUACAUUUCCACCUGCGCCACUCGUUUCCCCGCCUUGUCCCCGACGAUCCGCCUGGUGAAGCACUGGUUCAACGCUCACAAGCUCUCCUGCCACUUUACCGAAGAGUUUAUCGAGCUUGCCGUACUCCACGUCUUCCUCUCCCCCUAUCCUUGGGACGCGCCCUCGAGCGCCAGCACCGGCUUCAUGCGGACGCUGCUGUUCCUCUCCCGCUGGGACUGGCGCUCCGAGCCCCUCAUCGUCGACACGGGCGGCGACAUGCCGGCUGCGGACCGCGCAUCCGUCGGCACACGACUGGAAGCGUGGCGCAAGAUCGACCCCAACAUGAACCACACCGUCCUCUUCGUCGCCACCGCGCAGGAACCCAGCGGCGUGGCCUGGACCACGCUUAGGGGCGAGCCGAAGCCCUGCAAGGUCGCCGCCGCGCGGAUGACGUCCCUGGCCAAGAGCGCGUCGCGCUUGAUCCGGGAGCAGGGCGUCGAGCUGGACUGCAGGCGGCUGUUCGUGCCGUCGCUGAAGGACUACGACGUGCUGAUCCGCCUGAACAGCAAGGCGGUGAAGAGCACGCUGAAGACGUUCGCCACGGCCGACCCGGACGAGGCGGAGAGCACGACACAGGCCAAGUUCAAGAACCUGGACGAGCGGACCGGCCUGGCGCCGCUGCCGCUGGCGCAGCAUCCCGCCGAUCUGUUCCUGGAGCACCUGAGCGCGGCGUACGGCGGGCCGCUGGUCUUCUUCCGCGGUGCCGUGGACGACCACACGAUCGGGGCGAUCUGGAACCCCCAGAUGCAGAGACGGAGUUUUAGGAUCAACCUGCCCACGUCGUACAAGCCGGCGGCGGAGAAGAAGCGAGCCGAGGAUGGCGAGGAGCAGGAGUCGGACGACGAGGCGGAUGUGGUGGAGGUAAACAGGGAGGCCAUCCUCGCCGAGAUCGCGAGGAUAGGAGCGGCUCUCGUUGACAAAAUUGAGGUGAAGGGCGCGUAGCUGUCGCAAGCAUAGGCUUGGAAAUAGAAAUGUGACAGGUAUCGGUGUCUGGCACCGCCUUGGAUACACUAGCGGGGGUCGCGA